AUGGCUAUAGCAGACAAUAAGCAGAGAUUUAUGCCUUCGCCGGACGAUCGAGAACGAGGUCAACCUCUUGCAUAUAAAGAGGCUGUUCAUGUCAAAGGUCCAACCGGACAGAUGGAGGUUGAUGAUAAAUAUCAGUAUUCACUGGACAAUAAAGACCAGCAAGCGCACGGUUGGAUUAGCGCAGAGAAGAAUGUUGGAUUUUGGGUAAUCAUGCCGAGUUAUGAAUCCAAGGCUGGAGGUCCUAUGAAACGAGAGCUUACCUCACAUGUUGGCCCAACCUCCCUGGCGACGUUUUUCACUCGUCACUAUGCUGGAGGUCCAUUGAAAGGACUACAUUUCGAAGAGGGAGAACCUUGGAAAAAAGUACUUGGACCAGUGUUUAUAUAUCUUAAUUCUGGGACGAUGAAUCAGCCUUGCUCACUUUGGAAUGAUGCGAAACAACAGUUCACAAAAGAAGUCCAGAAAUGGCCGUACAAUUUUCUAAUGUCACCCGAUUUUCCUCCGGCUAAACAAAGGGCCACGGUUAGUGGCACUCUACAAAUUAACGGCAGGUUCUUACAAAACGGGAAUUUCCCAGCUAAAUUUGCUUACGUCGGAUUAGCUGCUCCAGGAGUUCCAGGAUCAUGGCAAAUAGAAGCUAAGGGAUAUCAAUUUUGGACACAAACUGAUAGUAUGGGCUCAUUCAGCAUCAAAGGUGUUCGAGCAGGUACCUACAAUUUAUAUGCUUGGAUUCCCGGCAUCUUUGGUGAUUACAUGUACAAUACGAAUGUUGUUGUUGUACCAGGAGACGCAAUUAAGUUGGGAGUUCUUGUAUUCAAUCCUCCAAGAAAUGGUCCAACGGUUUGGGAAAUCGGAAUUCCUGAUCGUUCUGCCGCGGAGUUUUAUGUGCCUGAUCCACUUCCAGGACUUGUAAACCCCUUAUUCACCAAUCUUCCAACUGAGAGGUAUAGGCAAUACGGUUUGUGGGAUCGUUACACAGAUCUCUAUCCUAACCAAGACUUGGUUUAUCACAUUGGAAUUAAUAAUUAUCGAAACGAUUGGUUUUUUGCUCAUGUUAACAGAAGAAAAACGAGUGGAACAACCACCACAUACGUUCCCACCAACUGGCAAAUUUCAUUUGAUCUGAAGGAGGUCAUUCCAACUGCCACUUACACUUUGAGGUUGGCUCUUGCGUCUGCGUCAUAUGCCAGUAUUCAGGUUAGGAUCAACGAUCCAUUAAAACCUUUGCCUGACUUCUCAACUGGCAUUAUUGGUGAGGAUAAUGCAAUUGCAAGACACGGACCUCAUGGAUUGUAUUGGCAAUGUAGCUUCAGCAUUCGUGGAAACAGGCUAGUAGUGGGUAGCAAUUCUAUAUUCUUGAGGCAGAGUAUAGGAGGAUUUCCAUUCGUUGGUGCCAUGUACGAUUACCUUCGUCUGGAAGGACCGGGUGUCUAAGUAUUAGAUAGUUGAUGG
This is a messenger RNA of Oldenlandia corymbosa var. corymbosa, 1452 nucleotides long. The record is from the annotation of a GenBank genome assembly. NCBI's taxonomy places the organism in Eukaryota, Viridiplantae, Streptophyta, Magnoliopsida, Gentianales, Rubiaceae.